GUUGCCACUUCAAUCAGAGUCUCAAUGAAGUGCUUUAUUAAAUGAUAUAGUUCAAUGAUAAAACCUAAUGGUGCCAUAAUUUGCACAGGAUAGUCAUACCCAGCAAUAGAGUAAAAUUGAUUUGUUGAUGAAAUGACUGCGGCUUUUGCAUUUUCUGGAGUCUCAUAUUUUGGAUAUUUAUUUUAGAAUACCACAUUGGCCAUCAGAGAAUACUCCUAUAGUUAAAAAAGUUUUAGCUUGUCUCUGACAGAAUUUCUAGUCUCUUUAACAGGAAUUAAUUAUGAUACCGCUCCUGCCAUACCUUAGUCAUACUUUCUCUUUUAUUUAAUUACAGCAUCAAAUCUAUCGAGAAUGGCAUCUGAAAAUAAGUCAGUUGCAUUUUUAUAAUCCAUGAAUACCAUCUAUCCUAAAGCUUCUGUCCAUUUUCCUUUUGGGGAUUGGACACUUUGA
Paramecium octaurelia is the source of this 450-nucleotide messenger RNA. NCBI's taxonomy places the organism in Eukaryota, Ciliophora, Oligohymenophorea, Peniculida, Parameciidae. The record is from the annotation of a GenBank genome assembly.